AUGCACAAGGCCCGGAUCUUCGCAGCCGCUGGGCUAAUCACAAACACCGCUUCAGCAAGCUUCGCUGACCCUGAGACUGAGCAUAGACCUAAGUUCCGGUAUUGGUACGAUAAGGAUCCCGUUCCGCUCCGACGCUCUGGACUUCCCACAGAGAUUGGUAAACCCUCGUCGGUUUUAUCUGAAAGCCCCGAGUUAACGCUGCAUAGGCUCCCAGACGCGUCUGUUCCAGUCUCGAUAGUGCAAGAGGACAUCGCAACCAUUGCAGCUGCCGGUGUAGGAGGCAUCGAAUUUGUUCCAUACUAUCAGUAUGGAUUGCCUGAAUCUGAAAGCGGCGUUGUGCCGCCAACGGACUGGACGAAGUACGGCUUUGGUUCCGACGCGUUCAGAAACAUCUUCAAAGCCGCCUUGGAAGCUUGCCGUGCCAAUAACAUCACCAUGGACUUUGCGCAGGGUGCGAAUCAAGGCGCAGGUGCCCCGAGCCCACCCGAAGACGUGGGACUGGCCGUCGAAAUGGCCUACGCCAAUGUCACAGUCGGAGCGGGCCAAACUUUCAACGGAACCCUGCCGCUAUCCAAACAGCUGGACAAUCCUUUCACCGCACUUAUGAACAGCCCGCAAGACUUCGGUCAACAGACUCUGUUCGCUGUACAGGCUAUUGAGGUUGUCUCCACGUCUCGCGCCAAUGUGGGCGAAGGUGAAUUCUCUUCAUCCUACGCCCUGAAUCAGGUCGGUGAGGUGAUCGACCUGACCGCACAAAUUGGCGCCGGUCGAUCUCUCAAUUGGACCGCGCCCGCGGGAAACUCAACUUGGAGGGUCAUCGCAUGGUACGAGCGGUACACGAAUCAGAAAAGCUGCCAAGGGGGGCUCAAUGCCACCGACCCAAUUGGGAACGGGUCAUGGGCUGUGGACCACUUCAGUGCCAACGGGUCGAAGAAAAUCACCCAGUUCCUGGAUGAGCAUGUCUUUCCUGACGCAGAAACAAGGGAGCUGCUGGCUUCUGUCGGGAGACUUGCAUGGGAAGACAGUAUGGAAAUGGUGUCAAGCCUGUGGUGGACACCGAGUCUGCCAAGCAGAUUCAGUGGCGCAAGGGGCUACGCCAUCACCUCGUGCCUGCCAUUCCUUAUUGUCCCUGAUAACUCGUGGAAUAGCGCCAUCGUACCGUACGGUGAGGGAUUCCAGUCAGCCGAGAACAAGACGUUCGGUCAGAAGUGUAGCGAAGAUUACCGGACCACAUUGAGCGAAGGCUAUAAUGACUACCUUACGGAACUUGUCAACUGGUCCAAUGAAAGAGGACUCUCGUAUUCAGCGCAACCGGCGUACAAUUUGCCACUGGAAAUGCUCAACAACAUCCCCGUGCUGAACAUUCCGGAAGGAGAAUCGCUUGCGUUCAGUGAUGUUGUGGAUACUUACCGCCAGUUUUCUGGCCCUGCCCAUCUUGCUGGCAUGUCGGUGAUAUCAUCCGAGUGUGGGGCUGUGAGCGGUGGCCCCUAUUCGCAGUCACUUCCCGAUCUUCUCUGGUCGGUACGCCGUGGCCUAUCUGCUGGCAUUUCCAUGCACGUUCUCCAUGGAUUCGCCUAUUCUGGGAGAUAUACGAACACGACCUGGCCAUCAUUUACGACAUUCUUCUACAUGUACAGCGACAUGUGGAACAGCAAUCAACCCAGCUGGAUCCAUAUAAACGAUUCAAUCCAAUACAUUGCGCGGAACCAGUACAUGUUGCAAGGUCAUCCCAGUGUCGACCUGGCCUUCCACAUGGACAGUGCUCCGUGGAAGCCCGAAGAAUACUACACCGACACGAACCUGGAAAGCCUCGGCUAUACCUACGAAUACCUUUCGUCAGGUAACCUUGAGAACGCAACCGUGCGGAAUGGAAUCCUCGCGCCGAGCGGGCCUUCGUACAAAGCACUCAUCUUUCUCAACCCGACUGAGAUGACACCGGAUGCUGCAAUGAAAACCCGAUGCUUCGCAGAUGCGGGCCUUCCAAUUUUCAUUGUAGGGGGGACCAAUUUUUCUGAUAUCGGGCAGGAACCAGGUGCAGCAGCACAAGUCUCCAACAUUUCGAGCGACUUGCACUCGCACGAGAAUGUGCACGUGCUUACGUCCAGUGCAAAGCUGCCCGAAGCCCUCUCAGGCGUAGGCAUUCUCCCCAAAACAUCAUUCUCUUCCAACACCACAACCUGGUACUCGGCAUGGCGCAGCAGCGGGGGCAUAGAGUAUGUCUACAUCUACAACGACGCUUCUUUCACCCAGAGCAUCAACGUCGCCUUUGCUACAGAUCCGGCACGGAUCCCAUAUCACUUGAACGCCUGGACUGGCGCCACCACAGCCGUGCUCCAAUACAAUAGGACCACCACUGGAAUUACCAUCCCCGUCACCCUCGCCGCCAACCAGACCACCAUCUUCGGCUUCGCCCCCGCCAACACAUCGUCAUCGUCAUCCGCACUCCUCCCCUCCGCGCCGCCCGUUCACGUCACCUCCUCCGGCGACGCCCUCGUCGCCCUCGUCGACUCCACCGAGUCUGGCUCCACCAUGCAGAAGCUGUCCGCAUACCUCUCCGGCGGCACCGCCUCGCUGCAGCUAUCCACCGGCGCGACGGUCAACCUGACGGCAUCGCCGCCGCCGCCGACGAACCUGACGACGUGGGACAUCCGCAUCGAGAGCUGGCACCGCGACGAGGACGACGACGACCGGUACAGCAUGGCGACCGCCGUGACGAACCACGUCUACAACGACUCCCGCUUGGCGCCGUGGACGGAGCUCGGCGGUGACGAUGGCGCGCUGGAUGGCGUCAGCGGCGUGGGGCGGUAUAGGACGACGUUCGUGCAUCCGUCGGUCGUCGCGGACGGCGAGGGGAGCGGCAACGGCAACGGCAGUACGGCGGCGGCGGCGUUGAGCGGAGAGAAGGCGAAGAAGGUCGGUGCGAUUCUGCAUCUCGGCCCCGUCGUCAAUACGAUCCGCGUGUGGCUGAACGGGGCGGUGCUGCCGCCGAUCGAUAUCGCGGAUGCGGUGGUGGACGUGUCGGAUUACGUGUUGGAGGAGAGGGUUAAUGAAGUUGUUGUGGAGGUGACGACGACGUUGUUCAACCGCGUCAAGGCUGAUGCGGAUGCAACGUGGACGUAUGGGCUGAUGGCGAAUAAUGAGAAGAACGGGAGAUUCUAUGAGGUGAAUGAACCGAAGGGGUAUGGGUUGUUGGGACCGGUGUGGGUGCAGUGGGUGGAGGUUGUGGAUGUCUUGUAG
Messenger RNA from Diplodia corticola, 3237 nucleotides. RefSeq lists its product as uncharacterized. The record is from RefSeq and is a predicted model, not a curated record. The coding region runs from base 1 to 3237 and encodes 1078 amino acids. Lineage: Eukaryota; Fungi; Ascomycota; Dothideomycetes; Botryosphaeriales; Botryosphaeriaceae. The transcript has 6 exons.